Messenger RNA from Thlaspi arvense, 4350 nucleotides. NCBI's taxonomy places the organism in Eukaryota, Viridiplantae, Streptophyta, Magnoliopsida, Brassicales, Brassicaceae. The record is from the annotation of a GenBank genome assembly.
GGGGUAGGGGUCCAUUAUAGAUGUGCUCACAUACAUGCUCCACGAACUUCUGUUUCUUUUACUUUAUUUCAAUUCUUUUUUUUUUUAUCUAUUUGAAUGAAUCAUUUAUACAUCUUAUCGAUGUCUAUCACAUAUAUAUUUCUUACAUUUUUCAUUUAUAUUUAAAUGAAAUCCAAUCUAUUUCCCUCAUUUGCGCCUAUAAAUAGCAUCCCUCUCUCAUUCCCUCAAGUACGCUAACAUCAAAGCAAUCAACAACAACACACACAACUUGCUACUUCAAACAAAUACUUUCAAAGAAGAGAGAGAGAUAGAGAGAGAGACAAAGAGAGAUGGAGCAGAACAUUAAGUUUCCAGUUGUAGACUUGUCCCAGCUCAACGGUGAAGAGAGAGACCAAACCAUGGCUUUAAUCAACGAAGCUUGUGAGAAUUGGGGCUUCUUUGAGUUAGUGAACCAUGGGUUACCACAUGAUUUAAUGGACAAAGUCGAGAAAAUGACAAAGGAACAUUACAAGAAAUCAAUGGAACAAAAGUUCAACGACAUGCUCAAGUCCAAAGGUUUGGAGAAACUUGAUACAGAAGUUGAAGAUGUCGAUUGGGAAAGCACUUUCUACCUUCGUCAUCUCCCUCAAUCCAAUCUCAAUGACAUUCCUGAUAUGUCUGAUGAAUACAGGACGACAAUGAAAGACUUUGCGAAGAGAUUGGAGAAUCUUGCAGAGGAUCUGUUGGAUCUAUUGUGUGAGAAUCUAGGUUUAGAGAAAGGGUAUUUGAAGAAAGUGUUUCAUGGAACAAAAGGUCCAACCUUUGGGACAAAGGUCAGCAACUAUCCAUCUUGUCCUAAACCAGAGAUGAUCAAAGGUCUUAGGGCCCACACUGAUGCAGGAGGCCUCAUCUUGUUGUUUCAAGACGACAAGGUCAGUGGUCUCCAGCUUCUUAAAGAUGAUGACUGGGUCGAUGUUCCUCCACUCAACUACUCCAUCGUCAUCAAUCUUGGUGACCAACUUGAGGUGAUAACCAACGGCAGGUACAAGAGUGUGAUGCAUCGUGUGGUGACUCAAAAAGAAGGAAACAGAAUGUCCAUAGCAUCGUUCUACAAUCCGGGAAGUGAUGCUGAGAUCUCUCCAGCAUCAUCGCUUGUCGGUAAAGAAACAGAGUACCCGAGUUUUGUCUUUGAUGACUACAUGAAGCUCUACGCAGGAGUCAAGUUUCAGCCUAAGGAGCCACGGUUCGAGGCAAUGAAGAAUGCUUCUGCAGUUACAGGACUGAACCCAACAGCAGCCGUAGAGACUUUCUAAGAUACGGAGUUGAGAGUUUGAAGUGAAGCAAAGAAAGAAAGUCAUUGGUUCUUGUGUUGUGUGUUUACUUAAAGUUAAUAAGUUUAAGACUAAGAUUAGUGUUGAUAUAAUUAAGAACUUGGUGAUUAAUUGUUGGUCAAUGGUGUGUUUUAAGUGUGCUGGUGUUUAAUUAUGUUUACGGAAGAUAAUAAUAAUGAUAAUAAUCUGAGAAGUGUUCUAAUGUGUUUAUCAUCAAAAUUAUCAAGUGAAUCCCUCUGUUUCAGAGUUCAACACACAAAUGGAGCUAAACAUGCUUUUAUCAUUAAAAAGCAAAAACAAAACAAAGAUUAAAAGGUUUGAAACUUUAACAGAGUUUACAAAUUUAUCAAACAACCGGUCUGGAAAAAUAAUCACCUUUAAGGUGAAGAAGCUAAACCUGAAAAAAUCAUUCAAGUGUGAAUCCUCAAAUCCAGCAAGAACAGAAGUUAUACGAAUGAUUCCAUAAUCAUUCCACACACCUUUGAGGUUCGUUUUCCAAUCACACAACCACUCACUCAUUAUGCGAGGAUCGGUUUCAGUUUCAUAGCUCAUGAGGUUUCAAGGUGCAGCUACCUUUUUCUCACCUCCUUCGUUAGCUGCAGCUUCGUUGGAACAAUGGUUCUUAACAACCGUUUCUAUGUCAGCUUCAGAAGCACCUGCAAGUUUGAAUCUUUCAACAGCUGAGUCGAGAUUCUUCUUCCAACCAUCGAUCCCGAUUUUGCAUUCCACCUGCGACCUUUCAAACAGCAUGUUCCCCCAAAACAAAUGGAUCUGCGAUCUCAUUGCAGUCGCUUGUUCCGCUGCUUCCUCGGCUGUGAUUGUAUCCGAAACCUCUUCGUUCCCAUCUCCUCCUUGCUUCUUUCUCCUCUUCGAAACUUCCUCUUUCUUGCUCGAGUUCGGGUCUUUAAGCUCCUCCAUCCUCUGUUCUUCAAGCUUCUCCCACAUCUUUGUAGCGUCUUUCAUCUUCUCCUCUGCGCUGUCAAAGAGCUUCAGGGUCUCUGCUGGAUCCCAACCCGAGAUAUCGAUCUUCUGAGCUAGCAAGUAAGACCAGUGUAGCUUCGCCAUCUCGAAUUGCUGCUGUCCUAACGCAAGCAAGCCCUCGUAGAAAUCGGGUUUGAUCGUGAGUGCGUGUUCAUACUUAUCCUUUGCCAAUGUGUAUCUCUCCUUCACCCACUCGUAAGCGGUUCGAAGCUGUGACGCAACCACUUCUUUUCCUGCGGAAUCAUCCAAAGGAAUCCGCUUUCUUGCAGCACACAUGUGAACAUUCCCCCAGUUGAAGAAAGCUAAAGCAGCCACUUCUUGGAACUUGGCAGAAGCUUUAUCGAACAGAGGCUGAGCUUUUUCGCUUGUGACUGUCUCUUCGAGAGCCUCUGAGCAAAGCUCCAUUCCAAGCUCGUGCAAAUCGAUAUGAGCAUCAGGGUCAAUACCGACAUGAGUACGGAAAAGAUGAGCAAAAUCAAACAACCAAUCAUCCAUCUCCAGUUCUUUGGCCUCGGGAUCUUCGGAAGAAACCGCAUUCUCCUUCUCCACUUCCUUAUCCGGCUUCUCACUGCUGAUCUCUGUUGUUUCCGAUACUGACUCGCUCGGAGAUAAUACGGCUUUUUCUUCAACAUCCUUCUCUUCCUCAUCUUCCUCUACCAACACAGGCUCUUGCUCAGGACUCACAUCAACAACAUGCAAUCUCAACAUCCCAACGGAAUCAGACUUCUCGGUCUCAGGCUCUUUCGUCAAGAGACUAUCAGCGGCAGAUUCCGCCAGUUUGAGCUCCGCGGUAGAUGUUAUCGUCACCAAAUCUCCGUCGUUGUCUUUGUACUUUAUCAAAACCGCCUUCGAAGACGGGAAACGACUGCUCACAAUCUCUCUCAGCUCCUUAAACCUACAAUUCACAGGCAUUUGACCUAACCUUAUGUCAUGAUCAUAAACAAACUUCAACGGCCUCCACUGAACUUUCUUCUCUUGAACUUUCCCAACAACCGCCACAGACGAUGAAGAAGAAGACACAACCUUCGGAGCCGCCGCAUGAGCCUUACCAACACUCACCGAUCCAUUUUCAGUUACCGGAUUCGUCACCUUUGUACGCUCUACCUUAUUGCCAUUGUUAGUACUAGGCAAUGUAACAGACCCCACAGGCGAAGUAGGUCCCUUUUUGACGACGGGACGAGAAGGCAAACAAGGACCAAGUCCAGCGAUCGGACCGCCUAACGCAGCGGAGGCACCAAGAGCUGCAGGCGAAGGCCUGCUCUGCAAAUCUUGCUGAGGACCCAAAGCAGCUUUUAGCCGCCGAGAGAUCUCUCCCGCAUCCUUGUGAUUAGGAUCAGAGCCUAACAACACACUCACAUCCUCAACAGCCAAACCAUACUUCCCUACAGCUUCGUAAGCCCGAGCUCUUCUAAGCAAAGCUCGAGAAAAACCAGGCUGGACUUUGAGAGCCGAUGUACACUCAGAGAUCACCGAUUCGUAAUCGAUAGGCUUCAUCUGCAUCAAACAAGCAGCUCGGUUGCUGUGAAACAGGGCUCGAUCUGGGUGGUUCUUGGGAAGUAGCUUAAUCCCGUUCUCGUAUUGCUCAAGAGCGCCGACGUAAUCUCUUCCCUGAAACUUUUUAUUGCCUUCUUCCUUGAGCUCGUGUGCUCUUUUCCAGAAUACCGAAGCAUCGAAGUCAACACCGCCAUUAACACUCGUCGGCUUGGAUAAUCCCGAAGCUUCAGAUGAAUUGACCUGACUCGAAUUCGAAUUCGAGGCGUUACCACCACCACUACCCUUUUUCUUCCUUCCUCCAGAUUUCCCCAUAUCAAAUCUCCCCAGUAAAAACACAGACCCACUUGAUUAUUCCACAAACUACGCGAAAUCCAAAAUUCCGAUCGAGAAAUCUAAUACCAAUUCGAUGGAUUGACAGAAAGAGAGAGAAUUUGAUAAACCCAGAUACUUACAGGAAGAUAUCAGAUUGAAAAUGGAGAAAAAAUUCUUCGGAGGAACGAACAGGAAAUGCUCAGAUUCAGGUGACUACUGGAAGAGAAGAAGAUGAGGGUUUUAGAAAGUAGAG